UAUUUGUUCAUAUAUUCGUAAAUAUUUUUAGAAUUUUUAUGACUUAAAUUAAUUUGUUUGAAGAAAAAAGCUCUAAAGAAAAUCUUCGAACUGUCGUUGGUGUGAGCAGUGACUCCCAGUCAGCAGGCGUUAGGAAAAAAGAAAACCUUCGAUUCAGAAAGUUUGGAAUUGGAAUGGCGAUCUCCACCUCUAGACUUGGAAGAAGGCGUUGGAUUGGGCAAAGAACAUGGCGCAAUCGAUUCCCUUUCAGAUUCUCUUCCCGCCGUCUCUUUCGUCUAACUAUCCUUUGCCUCGCUAUCAUCGCAAUUCUCCCUCCCAUUUACUUCCAUUUCAAGCUCAAGCGUUUUCAGCAGAUUCAACAAAGGAACUGCAAAUGGCUGACUCAUCCUCCUCUUGUCUGUGCUCAUGGCGGCGACUCGUCCAAGGCCUUCCCCAACACUAUGGAUGCUUAUUCAAUAGCUCUUCGUUCUCAAGCCAACUGCAUUGAAGUUGAUGUUUCUCGUUCUUCAGAUGGAGUUUUAUUUGCACUUCAUGACAGGGACUUGCAGAGGAUAACUGGGUCCAAUUCUUCUAAAGUUGGAAAUUAUAGCAUGAAAGAGAUAAAAAAUCUUGGUGCUGUUUAUCAACACACUCAUAAAUUGCUGGAUUUCAACAUUCCUACAAUUGAAGAAGCUUUGGUGUCAAUAUCAAAAUCAGUUCAGCAGGUGAUUCUAGACGCAAAGGUUGGACCGCCGUCAUAUGAAAAUGGGCUUGCAAAAGAUAUCAUUUCUGUUCCUUGUUCUAUCCACGCAUUACGAAAGAAAGCAAAAACGAAGAAAAGAAAAAGAAGUGAUCAAGUUGAAAAGACACAAUGUAAGAAUUGUCUCGUUUGGGCUAAGAGCGAUAGCUUAGCAAGGGACAUAAUCAGAUCAUCAUCGGAUAUUAAGUUGCAGGUGGGGUAUAUUGUAAUGAAGGACCCGUCUACAGGGGAAAGAACCAACUUGCUGAGAAUGAAAGGAGCCAAGGUGGUUGGUGUCUAUCAUCAAUUGAUUGAUGGUGAUCUUAUGCGAAUACUGCACAGGAGAGAUAGAAAGGCGUAUGCAUGGACAGUUGAUGAUAUUGAAUCGAUGAAAAGAAUGUUAGUCGAGGGAGUAGAUGCUGUCGUUACAAGCAACCCGACAUUACUUGGAAGUGUAAUGCAAGAGAGCAGAACUACAUGCCUUGAGAAUGGUUUUUCAAUUUCAUCAUGAUAUCGAUACCCAUUUAUAGAAGAACUUAAUUACACUUUACCUUCCAACUUGUUCCUCAUAUCUUCUGUGGUUUCUUCUAACAAAUUGCUCUUUCUUCGAUUCAUUCAUUACAUACUCUCUAUCAGUCUUUUGUUUUCCAUUUGUUUCCUACUGAAGUUUUAGUUCGUGACA
Molecule: messenger RNA, 1400 nt
Organism: Cucumis sativus (cucumber)
Lineage: Eukaryota; Viridiplantae; Streptophyta; Magnoliopsida; Cucurbitales; Cucurbitaceae
Product: glycerophosphodiester phosphodiesterase GDPD4
Exons: 10
Coding region: 174-1229 (351 amino acids)
Biological process (GO): lipid metabolic process
Molecular function (GO): phosphoric diester hydrolase activity
Source: RefSeq, a predicted model, not a curated record